Molecule: messenger RNA, 1822 nt
Organism: Anopheles nili
Lineage: Eukaryota; Metazoa; Arthropoda; Insecta; Diptera; Culicidae
Gene: Acsf2
Product: medium-chain acyl-CoA ligase ACSF2, mitochondrial
Exons: 6
Coding region: 1-1803 (600 amino acids)
Biological process (GO): fatty acid metabolic process
Molecular function (GO): medium-chain fatty acid-CoA ligase activity
Source: RefSeq, a predicted model, not a curated record
AUGGCGAUGCGGUUGAUUGCUCGGCACCAAUACCAUCGUGCGAGCUGGCAAAGAUGCCUACAAUUGAUCUCCCGCUCGCAAUCAACCGAUGCCCUCGGAAGCCACGAAGCGGGCCAAAGCUACAUUCACCACAUCGGUAGCAAACCGCUGGUCUACCGGAACGUGGGUCAACACCUCCGGCUGGCGGCUGAACGCUUCCCCAAUAAGGAAGCCAUCGUGUCCUGUCAUGAAGCCGGCGCAAGGCUCACCUUCAGUGCUGUCGUAGACAAGGUAGAUCGGCUGGCUGCAUCCUUCUAUCAGCUCGGGCUGCGACAGGGCGAUCGUGUCGGAAUCUGGGCGCCUAAUAGCAUGCUGUUUUACCUCACCAACAUGGCGGUGGCACGUGCCGGCAUGAUAUCGGUGGGCAUCAACCCAGCGUAUCAAGUGCCGGAGCUGGAGUACGCGCUGAGAAAGGUCGGAAUUAAGGCACUGGUGGCAGCCGAAGGAUACCGCCAGCAGAACUACUAUGGCAUGAUGUCGCACAUCACACCGGAACUGGCCUCUUCACGGCCGGGUGAGCUGAAGAGCAAAGCAUUACCGAACCUGUCGGCCGUCAUCAUCGACAGCAAGAAGAGUCUGCCUGGAGCGAUUAAAUUUGCGGAUCUCUUCGAGCUGCCAUCUGAGCGGGACAUCAGCCGGAUCGAGUUCCUGCAGCCGAAGAUACAACCGGAUAGUGGUGUCAACAUGCAGUUCACCUCCGGCACGACCGGUGAGCCAAAGGCAGCACUCAUGUCCCACUUUGGGUUCGUGAACAACGGCAUCCAUAUUGGCGUUCGGAACGAGCUGGAUCAGAAGGAGCACCGGAUGUGCGUGCAGGUGCCACUGUUCCACGCGUUUGGUAUGGUCAUUGCCAUGAUGGCUUCGAUUUCCCACGGAGCAACACUCGUGCUGCCAACGGCCGGUUUCAAAGCUGCAGAUUCGUUGGCCGCCAUCGUAAGAGAGAGAUGUACGAUCAUCCUGGGCACACCGACGAUGUACGUAGAUCUGGUCCGACGAGUUGUCGAGAGUGGCGCACACCUGGAGACACCGGAGAUAGCAGUAACCGGAGGCGCCACCUGCUCACCGAAACUAUUCUCCGACAUCAAGCAUGGGCUGGGAGUGCGCAAAGUGAAGACAGUUUUCGGUAUGACCGAAACGACGGCCGUCAUCUUCCAGUCCCUGUUCGAUGAGAGCCCUGAGGACGUACAGCAGACCGUCGGUCAUCUGACGGACCAUUACGAGGCGAAGGUAAUCGAUAAGGAUGGCCACGUGGUCCCACUCGGUACCGCUGGGGAGCUGUGCGUUCGCGGAUACAGCACCAUGCUUGGAUACUGGGACGAUCCACAGAAGACGAAAGACACGAUCGAUGCUGAUCGGUGGCUCAGGACAGGUGAUCAAUUUGUGUUGCGUGCGAACGGAUACGGCCAGAUCGUUGGCCGACUGAAGGAGGUGGUCAUACGUGGCGGGGAGAAUAUUUACCCCAAGGAGGUGGAGGAUUAUCUGAACACCUAUCCGAAGAUUCUGGAAGCGCAUUGCAUCGGUGUGCCGGAUGAGCGAACCGGCGAGGAACUGUGUGCGUACGUGCGAUUGAAGGACCCUUCGGAGACGAUCAACCGGGAGGAAAUAAAGCGGUACUGCGAGGGCAAGCUGGCCUACUACAAAGUGCCGAAGUUCGUGCGCAUUCUGAACGACCUCCCGAAGACGACCUCCGGGAAGGUGCAGAAAUUUAAGCUAGUUGAACUGUUCACAAACGAACGGAAACGUGACGACAAGGAAGGCAAAUAAACGGGUUUUGGUUUAAGUC